Molecule: messenger RNA, 3346 nt
Organism: Sander lucioperca (pikeperch)
Lineage: Eukaryota; Metazoa; Chordata; Actinopteri; Perciformes; Percidae
Gene: wdr89
Product: WD repeat domain 89
Exons: 2
Coding region: 321-1475 (384 amino acids)
Molecular function (GO): protein binding
Source: RefSeq, a predicted model, not a curated record
AUCAAACACCAGCGGAACCUUUUAUUGAGGGAGAGUUGCGACCCGGCCGUAAAUAUGGUAACACAGAGUAUUUCCUCCAUGCGUGUUUUCAGGUUCCAGCUGGUGGCGUGAUGACAUUAUCGGUGCUGUUUAGCAGGUUUUUCAAUAACGUUAAUGUUCGAAUAGUUCAUAAUAAUAAUCAUAAUAACUUUAAAGUCUAUUGCGGGUUUUUUGUGUCCAAAAUGGCGACAGAAGUGUCCAAGUAAUCUACAAAGUUGAGUAAUUUUGUGGACAUUUCUGGCAAAGAGGAGUGUGGUUGGAUCUCCUCACGCUGAGCUGCCAUGGAGGGUUUGGAGGAGAAGCUCAAAGGUCUGUCCAUCGCCAGGCGGUCUCUUCCGGAGGAACCCACCUACCUGCUGGACGUGGCCCUGCAGCAGCCGGCCGGCCUGCUGGCCGUGUCCUGCUCCAACUUCACCGUCCACCUUCACAACAAGGACUCUCUGAGCCUGCUGGGAGAGUACCGGGGCCACACUGGGCCCCUUUGUGGGGUUGUUUUCUCCCACGCGUCCCCUGACAUCCUUUACUCCGGUUCUGCUGAUGGGACGGUCCGGGGGUGGGACGUGCGCCGCCCCGGGACGGAGGCAGCCCAGGUGUUUAGAAGCGACCCGUCACACAGCUACUGCAGCUUGGACCUGAGCUGCAGCGACGCGCUCCUGUGUGCCGGCACCGAGCAGGUCAACGACGAGGACAGCUUCCUGGUUUUCUGGGAUGUCCGAAAGCCAGGUGGUGGCCUCCUCGGUGUGUAUUCUGAGUCACACAGUGACGACAUCACACACGUGCGCUUCCACCCUCGAGAGAGAGACCGCCUGGCGUCCAGCUCCACGGACGGCCUCGUGAAUGUGUUUGACCUGAGCCGGGGAGCGGAGGAUGAGGCGCUGCUCGCCACCUGUAACAGCGACUCGUCGGCCGGCUCGGUGUGUUGGUGCGGCGCCGACUACGCCCAGCUGCUGUGCCUCAGCCACGACGAGGGGCUGCACCUGUGGGAUCUGGGUCAGCUGGACACAGACGAGCCCCUCACCGUCUUCAGCACCGCCGACGCCCGUGGCGUGGCUCUGCUGGCCAACGGGGGAGGCGUUGAUUACCUGGUGGGGGGCGGGUGGUUGGAGGAGGCCCAGAAGCUGCUGGUGGUCGGGGGGGAGAACAGCGGGGAUCUCCACCUGAUGGAGUGUGACGGUGGGGGGCUUCGCCUGCUGAGGACCCUGGGGGGCGGCCACGCCUCCACGGUGCGCUGCUUCCUAUGGGACGCGGCGGGGGAGGCUCUGGUCACCGGGGGAGAAGAUGCUCAGCUGUUGCUGUGGAAACCAGGAGGGGAGGAGCUCAGCACAGGGAAAAGGAAGUCGAUGAAGUCCGAAUCAGCGUUGAGCCUCAAAUCCAGGCCGCAUAAAAAACACGGCUACCAGAAAGAAAAGAAGGAAGCCAGACAAGCCGCCGUGUGAGUCGUACUGACUGGGCUCUGGGGGGGGGGCAGCUCUACAUUUGAGUUGUGAGAGAAAACAUAUUUAUUCUUGAUGUCGACACAUAAAGAGUAUUGAAGGUUUGGUCACAUUACAUUAAAGUCCUAAAUAAUUGCGAUUUAACAAUGUAAUUGAGUCUUGCAGUCAUAUUUAACAAUAUUUAUUAUACAGCUAUAAAACAGAGCUCCUGCUUGUGGCCCUCAAGGUGCUCCAGAAGGUUGGAGAUCUCAUCCUGGAUGUUGAUGGGUGCGCCAUCUGCCCAUCCUCUGAGGUCCUUGGUGUAAUCCUGGACUCCACCCUCUCUUUCCAUACUCAAAACAAAUCCAUCACCAAAUCAGCCUUUUUUCAUCUUAAAAACAUCUCCAGACUCUGACCAUCACUCUCUGACUCAGUGGCAGAAACCCUCAUUGACGCUUUCAUAACCUCCCGUUUGGACUACUGCAAUGGAGCCCUGUCUGGGGGCCCCAGCAAAACCCUAGACAGUUUCCAGUAUGUCCUAAACUCUGCCGCCAGGGUCCUCACCCACACCAAGACCUGGCAGCACAUCACCCCAACCCUAAUCUACCUUCACUGGCUCCCAAUUAAGUCCUGCAUCACAUAUAAAAUCCUCCUCACCUACAAAUCCCUCCAUGCCCUGGCCCCACAGUACCUCUCUGACCUCCUCCCUCCAUACACCCCACGCUGUCCUCAGACGCUGGCCUACUCUCCAUUCCCCACACCAGACUCUGUAGCUUUGGAGACAGAGCCUUUAGUGUUGCAGCCCAUCCCUCUGGAACACCUCCCUGUACAUAUCCUGAAAUACUACAUCCCUGGACAUAUUUAAAAACUCCUGAAGCACCAGCUGUUCACCACAGCCUACAACCUCCUUCAGCUCCGCCACAGUCAUUCUGUAAAGUGUCCUUGGGUUUCAUGAAAAGCGCUAGAUAAAUAAGUUAUUUUUAUUAUUAUGUGAAUGUGUAAUAACACAGCCUAUGAAGUAAACUGCACCCCUUAAGUGCCAACAACUAGCAUAGCUUUAGCUCAACAGUCCAACCAAUAAUGAGUUAUAUAAUUACAAACUGGCAUAUCUAAACAAAAUCAACAAUUACCAUCAACAUCCAUACCCCUUCAUACCCUUUAAUUUUAUUACUGAGCUCUUCAAGAGAAUUAAAUGAAAAACACUAUGCUUUUUACUAAAAAGAAUAAAUAUAAAGUGGGAAUUUCAAAAUAAAAGUGCAUCUUAAAGAUGAUAUUUAUCGAUAUUUUCUAUUUGAUCAUUGAAAAUACAUAUCGAUCUAGAUUGAUGUGUCUUUACACCCCUGAUAUGUGGUGAAACUGAAUGCUGCUUCUCCAUGUUUAGUUUAGGUAGCGUGCAUGAAGACCUGCAUUUCCCUGAUCCAGAUUCAAUAUCCAGAUACAGAUUGCAUGUUAAUGCAAGGCGGAAAGUAAACUACCCCUGUGUCUCAAUUCCGUACUGCAUACCAGAAGGUUUGGGGUAUGAAGUAUGUUCACGCUGAAGACAAAACUAAUGCUCAAGGAUGUAAACUACUCAGAGCAACCCCAGGAAGAUCUCCGAAAAACAAAACAAAUCAAAUCAACAAGUACCAGUACCCCUACCUCUAAGUGUUAUAACCAGUAUAUAUUAUUAAUAGGAUUUUCUUUAUACCAAACAGGCUGUAUAUCAUGUCUUAUUGGGGAAAAACCAAGCAAUUCUAUCAGGCACUGACACACACACAACCUCACACACACACACUUGACCUCCGUGCCGAGUUUCAGCCUCCUAGGGGGGUGAAAAAUCACGGCUGCUAAAGUGUGGGGAGAUAUUUGUCGGCCAACAGAGCGUGCUAUAGAGCCACUGGUCCUAGAAAAUGAUU